Molecule: messenger RNA, 3641 nt
Organism: Stylophora pistillata
Lineage: Eukaryota; Metazoa; Cnidaria; Anthozoa; Scleractinia; Pocilloporidae
Cellular component (GO): chromatin
Molecular function (GO): zinc ion binding; protein binding
Source: RefSeq, a predicted model, not a curated record
UGUUAAUGUAUGAUAAUGAGUUUGAAACAAAGGAAAAUAAAAUUUGAACCAAGGAUAAAAUUGAACUACAACAUAUGCUAUCAAGAUGAGUGGAGACUAUAAAUUGGUAGCUUUACAAUAAGUAGAAUGGAUGUAACAGCAGUUUAAUGUAGAGUUUAUGAGGACCUUUCAUUUUUUAAGUGAUUACUUCAUUUAAUUUGUAACUUACUGGAACAAACAGAAACUAUUUCUUGUCUUGAAUUCAAGACUGUGGCAAUGAGCAAGUAUUAUGAAAUCAUGUUCAAAUAAAUUUCUUUAACUUCUGUAUUUUUUUUUUACCUUUAACUGGUAGUUUAAUCUUCAAAUGCAGAGGCAAAGGUGUAAAGAGUAACAGCUAGAUUUAUUAAUUAGAGUUAUAUGUUAAGUUCUAACGAGCCACAGUAGACUGUAAUCAAAUAAGGAAGAACAAAUAAUAUUUUCAAACUUACUCUUGCAACCACAUGUACACGUGCCUGUGCUUUGCACUAUGCAUAUCCCUUUGACCUAAAUUAGAGACUGUCAGCUGGCAUCGGUGAACUAUGUUCCAAAAAGGUCCAGUAGUGAACUUGGUUUCGAAGCUUGCGCAAAAACGCCACGCGGACCUAUCUUAGUCCUGCUCGAGAAGACUGGGUCGAGGGAUCUGAAGGUUUCGUGACCCCAACGUCCUUCCAGUUUAAACAGUGAGACUCUUGCAUUGUUUUGAAGGAUUCCUAAAAUUUGCAAUUGGAGGUAAGUUCUUCGUUAUUAUUGUGUGUGUAAGUGGAUGCCUGGGGACAAAUUUUAUGUGAUUUAUGGUUUAGUAACAGAGACGUUAGAAAUAGGCUUUGGCGGUAAUUUUCUCAGGUGCAAAUGGUGGUUCCGCUGGCAUUUGUGUUGGCUAUGAUUGCGCUUUACUAUUUGUAAACACGGUUUAGCUAGUCUAAUAUGAUACUCAUUCUGUGGUAUUACUGUAAGAGUAGUGUUAACGACCAAAUGGUGAUAAUUUCAUCUCUUGAUACAGCUACAUUUCUAACUUUGUAAAUUCGGGUUUAAAAUAUAUGCAGGUAACGCCAGCUUGAUUUUCCGUUGUCUGUUCUAUAAUUUCUUGACUUAUCGACCAUGCUUUCUCGUGUUACUUCGAUGUUUAGCUAUUCUUGUAAAUGUGCAAGCUUUAAAACCCGGAAUGAAUUUGUUUAGGUAGUUCGAACUCUUCAAUUUACAGCUGGCACUUAGCGAAUUCCAUAAGGCAUCAUUUGAUCGUGAAGUUUAAUUUUGAAAACAUUUAUUUUCUUGAUAGGCCUUCCGAUUGUCAUCAUAGUUUUCCAGAAAGGUCGUUUGCCCUUUGUCAAGCUUUAAACCCGCUUCCAUUUUACAACAACAAUUUCAUUUUGUGGACAAAAUGCUGUUUGAACAGUGCGUUACUCUACCAGUUAAGUACUGUGCUAUCUGAUUUAAAAGGUUGUAUCCAACUGGAUCUUUAUGCCCAUGGAAAACUUUAUGAUUACGGGACAAUAAUCAGCUAUUAGGCCCAAGGUCAGCUGGUAGAGCAGACAGAAAUAACAAAGUAAAAUGAUUGCAUAUACGACUUUUUGCUUAUCAGAAUGCAGUCCUCUUCAAAAGCCACCGGGAGACCACAUUGCCUCGAGUACUGUGAUGGGAAUGUUGCAGAGUUUUAUUGUCCAGAAUGUGGUGCCAUGUUUUGCAGUAGUUGUUAUGACAGAGAACACUGUGGAAAUGAACGGAAAGCACAGCAUGGGAAACUAACUGAACUUAGAGCUAUUUGCAGCGAGCACAAACACACUCUUGAUUAUUUUAACCUGACCCUGCUUCAACCAAUGUGCAUCAUAUGCAAAAAGGAGAGUAUGCUUUUACCUGAACAUGAACACCAUGUUAUUGAACACAUAGAAACAACUGUAUCAACACUAAGAUCUCUCAUGGAAAAGAAAUUACAAGAUGCUGCAGAAUCAAUUGGAAGGAUAGCAUGUCAACUAGCCAAGGGUGAAACUUCAACCCACAGUGGGUUGAAUGCCUCAAUCAGCCAUGUUCAGUGCUGUUUUGCUAAGCUGCGGCAGAUACUUGAUGAGAGGGAAGCCCAACUUGUGCAAGAUACCAAAAAGUAUUUUGAUGAGUUCCUCGAAAGUGGUGAAGGAAUAGCACAAGCCAGAAACAUGUUAAGAAAUCUCAGGUCUCUCACUGAGGAAGGAAAGCUGCUCUUGAAUAAAGAUUCUAGAAGCCUUGUGGUAGAAUUCCCAGCAGUCUUCAUGCGCCUCAAAGAACUGUGUGCUUUGACUGCCAAUGAAUGCCAGAUGAAAAGUCUCAAAAUUGCAAUUUAUUUUGGACAAGAUGUAGUGAAACAGCUAAGACAAGCUGGGGUUAUGAGUGCAGAGUAUUCUUAUCUGUCUAAAGCAAAUGGAAGGCAGGAGAAUUCAAAUGAUUUAGACAGUGGUUGUACCUGCAGCUCUAUGCAGGAUUGUCAUACAGUAGAUGUUGAUACAAAGAGGUGCAUGGCAGACUCUCCUGGAGGACUUUGCAAAGAACCCACCUCUGAUCAAGCCAAGAAAAGUGGUGAGGCAAUUGACUUCUCAGAGGUGUGCAACAAGUCACCAAUCUCUAAGACCCCGUUAAAAGGUGCCAAGAGGCACUCUUCUGAUGUGUCUGGAAGUCCUCUCAAGAAAGCUAGGAAAAUUGAUGCAACAGUUGAUUUCCCUGAAGAGCAGGAAAAGUCUCUCAUAUCUAGAACCCCAGACAAAGUUGAAGCAGGAACACCAGCCAGAAUCAUGUCACCCUCACCUUUAAAGCCAUCAAAACUUAACAAAUUGAGGGUUUUAUUGAAAACCUCACCACAGCACAGCCCUGUUGCCUCUCCAAGUAGGAAGACUUGUGUGGCAUCACCACAGCACAGCCCUGUUGCCUCUCCUAGUAGGAAGACUUGUGUGGCAUCACCAAGGAGAAAGAGGGGAGGAGAAAUGAGCAAAGAAUUUAUGAAGUGCGACAUAAUUCUAAGAGAAAUAUGGGCUCACGACGAGAGCAUCCCAUUUGUUCGACCUGUGGAUAAAAAACAGUCACCAGAUUACUAUAAAGUCAUCAAGAAGCCCAUGGACCUGACUAUUGUGAGAGAGAAGUUGCAUUCUCUUCAAUAUGCAUCUGUCGUGGACUUCUUAGAGGAUAUAAGUUUGAUGUUGAACAACUGCAAAACGUACAAUAAGGUCACUGGCAUUAAAAUAUCCCAACCAGAAAUCAAACAUUCCACCCCACUCCUCACGGUGUCAUUUUGAAUACUGAUUGUGAGGCACACGGAAAGUUUGAAUUGAAUUGCAAAUAUACUUGCAACAUUAAGUAUUCAACCUGCUAGUGUCAGAAUCUUUACACGUGGAAGCAUAGUUAAUCGGUUUGGUGGAAGUCAGAACGUCGCUUUCCUGCCUGGCUUAAAGCCUCAAAUUGCAGGAUUUGGUGGGAAAUCUCUUCGUCUAACUUGUCCUAGACAGUUGGAAUAUCUGACGGUAGAAAUCAAAAGUAUUUGGUGUCUUGAUUGUCGAUCUUUGGUGUGUAACGAUCCUCGCAAGCAGGUUAUAGCCAGUGAUGGAAAGUCAACAGAUUCAAAUCAUGGGAAGUCACAAGUUUAGUCUUCUUUCAGUUCACGUAAG